Colletotrichum abscissum is the source of this 1128-nucleotide messenger RNA. RefSeq lists its product as uncharacterized. The transcript has 6 exons. Bases 1 to 1128 code for a protein of 375 amino acids. The record is from RefSeq and is a predicted model, not a curated record. Lineage: Eukaryota; Fungi; Ascomycota; Sordariomycetes; Glomerellales; Glomerellaceae.
AUGCGUCACGUACUUUGCCUUUCGAUCUACGUCAACGAAGACCAAAACGAUGGCUCACUAGCUGCCUUGAACAAUAAUUUCAACCAGGUUCCGGAGUUGCUCGCGGACCAUGGAGAGCCCCAAAGAUCGAGACCAAAGGCUCUCGGCGGAGGAUAUCUUACGACAGCGGCUUACCCGGUCCGCUUGAGUUUGGGGAAGGUUUUAGCCAACGAGACCUGUUCACCAUUGUCUUUGUAUGACUUUUACAUAUACCUCAAGUACAUCGAACUGUCCCCUGAAAACCUGGAGUUCUACGUCUGGUUUCGCAACUAUGAAUCCGCCUACGCCAAGAUAGGAAGCCUCAACAACUUCCCUGUAGCCGAGAAGGAAAGCGAUGCAUCAUCAUCCCGGGACAGUGCCAUCGACAGCGCGAUGGAUUCCAUCGAGCACAAGCUCCCAUCACUAACGAUGCCAGGGUUAAAAUGCGAUCCUGAAGCAGCCAAUGAGAUUAUGACUAAUAUCGUCCAGCUCAUCGCUCACGAAGGCGCCUGCAGGCCAAACAGCAAGGUUGGGCUCAAUGGUCGCGGCUGCAUCAAGUCGUGGGCCAACGCUUACACCAAGCCGAUCUGCUUGAACAACGUCGCCAAUGUCGUCCCUGUCCACAUCGCGCCCAACUCCGCCUACCAAGUCGAGCACAACGCCGUCAUCAAGACCUUCCUCCUGACUGGCUCCGAGAAGGAACUUAAUAUUCCGCCCGCACUCCGUGACCAGGCUGUUCUCGACCUCCAACAUUUUUCCGACCCUGCGCAUCUCCGCCCCAUCGCUCAGCAUGUUUACGGUCUCCUUAAGAACUGCUCGCACCGUAACUUCGUCAGACUCAGUGUCUCCAAUGGUACCUUUGAGACUUUGUGCAUGGCGACAAGCAUGGGUAUUGUUCUGACCGUCGCUGGUUUCCUCUGGUCUGGCUUGAUGAAGUUUGUCUCCCGGAUGAUGAUUUUCGAUCGCAAGAUUCGUGUCAAGGACGUCCACCUGAGGAGGUUGCAACACAAGAUCGUCACCCAAGCCAUGGUAGGUGGUGCCAUCUUCGCCAGUCUGUGCAGCUUACUGUUUGUAAUGCUGCCUCUGUGGUCACAGAAGUCGCUGGCGUAG